Messenger RNA from Syngnathus typhle (broad-nosed pipefish), 2783 nucleotides. RefSeq names its product non-SMC condensin II complex, subunit H2 (gene ncaph2). The transcript has 18 exons. Gene Ontology annotation, molecular function: chromatin binding. The record is from RefSeq and is a predicted model, not a curated record. Gene Ontology annotation, cellular component: condensin complex; nucleus. Bases 295 to 1941 code for a protein of 548 amino acids. Gene Ontology annotation, biological process: meiotic chromosome condensation; mitotic sister chromatid separation. NCBI's taxonomy places the organism in Eukaryota, Metazoa, Chordata, Actinopteri, Syngnathiformes, Syngnathidae.
UCAGCAUGAUCCUGCUUGUAUUGAGUGUGUUGUGUAGGUUUCUGGGUAUGUGUGCAUUUGCUUUCAUGAAAGCCUGACUGCAAAAAGAAUGUCGAGCAAACUGAGCUGUGGCGAGAACGACCGCUAUGCGGCAGCCCUUCACAGGACAUUCAGUGUUAGAAACGGAAGUCGUCUUCAUAUUAUCGAGGAAGAUUCGCCCGGGAACUUUGACGCUGUCGUAGACCCUUCAACUUUAUCUUAGAUCGUAUAUAUCCCCUGUUGGUGUGGGUGUGGUCGGUCGGUGGUCCAGCUGUCAUGGAGGGCCGAUUCGCUCACCUGCUGCAGCCUAUCAGGGAGCUAAUCAAAAACUGGGACAUGGACCUGGCGGCGGAGCUCAACGACUACCUGGAAGAGCUGGACGAUAUGUGCAUUACGCUGGACGAAGGGGAAACCCAACUCAACUUUGCGGAGGCGGCACUGCUGAUUCAAGGUUCUGCCUGCAUCUACAGCAAGAAGGUGGAGAUGCUGCAUAAUCUGGUCUUUCAAACAUUGGACUACAUUCGAGACAGGAAGAACAAGCAAAGCAAAGAAGCGGUUGGGCGUGAGGAUGUCGGCACAACAGCGGUGCACGGGCACAAUGCUGACGACGACGACUUUUGCGAACUGGACAUUAAAACAACUGACUGGGUGGACAAGCCGGAAGCCAACGCGCGGGUGAAGGUGGUUCCUCUCCCUCCGGUAUCUCUGAUUCCUCCUGAAAGUCGAGACAAGCACAAGUAUCCUCUCAUCAGUGCCAAAGGUGAGGUGGUGUGUAGCCAAAAGGACUUUCGCAUCAAUAUUUUCCUGCCAGGACAUGAGGACUUGAUCGAUCUGAUGCUGCCCUCUGCCACGAGUACGCCUCGCCAGGAUGCUGUCAUGGCCGACGAUCACGAGAGCAUGGUUGACCUCCCCGAGCAGAGCUUUCUUCCUGCCGGCGCAGUGGAAGUGCAACAGGAAGUAGACGAGUACAUCGACAGACAGCAGGUCGGUCCAAGUCGAGAACAGCAGCAGGUUGUGUCCAUGGAUGCGGCGGCGCGCCCUGCUGUAUGGUGCCCAAACCCCCCCCUCCCUGUUUUCAACGUUCUGUUUCAACACAACUUGUGGCCACUUCAUGACCCGUACGCCACACUGGGAGCAGACACACCUUUCCAGCCAGGAAAGAACUUCAAGGUUCCGUCCGGUUUGGACGACAAAGGCAAGAGGAAGCGUCAGGCUGUGUCGCCCCUUCAGGACUUCAGGACCUGGUUCAAACAAAUAUAUGACCUUCCAGAACGCAAGCUCAGAGAGGGACCCGCCUGCAUCGACCUCGGCUACAUUCAUCGCCUCAGAAGAAAGCUGAGUCGUUUUAAGAGAACCAACAAGGAAGAAGUUGAAGAUCAUGCUUUAGAGGAGGACCUUCUGGAGCCUGAGGAAGCAGAGACCCAAGAAAAGCGCCAGGAUCGUAUGGAUGGACUCGGGGAGCGCGACCUUCUGGAUGCAGAUGAAGACAACAUGGAGCAGGAAGCGUUUGCGGCAGGAGAUGACGUGUCUGGAGAAGCUGAGCUGACUUACGAGGAGUUGGUCAAGCUGCGAGUGGAGCAGAUGAUGGGGAACUGUCGAGAAUACACACAAGAGACUGCCUUGUCCCACCGUGUCCAAAAGUGGGAGGAGCAGAUCCGUCCCAAGCUCCUUUGGCAGGAGGCGCGUGCACCAUUAGACAUCCAUGAGUACAGUAGCAAGAUUGUGUCAGCAUUGGGCGGCACAGGUCGGCGUCUUGCCUUCUCGUCCAUUGUGCACGGCUUGGACAGCACUGAAGCCUGCAGGUUCCUGCUGGCCUCCCUUCACCUGGCCAACGAGUACACGGUGGACAUCGACAGCGCGGCAAGUUUGGAGAAGAGCAUAGACUCGAUGGGCUUGACGCUGCUCAGCGGGCUUCCGAAAUAAAUAAAUAAAUAAACUACUUUGAUCGUCACCUGGAUACUGUGUUGAACUCUAAACUGCCCAAGUCCUCGCUCAUUUCAGCUUAAAAGCAGACUGCGUCAACAUCUUUGAAUUUGGAAAAAAGCAAAUGUCAGUUUUGAGGAUUUUUCUCAUGGACUUUGUGCAGAAAAAGAAUUGUCAGCAAUUGUCAGUAAUUGAUGUUUGUGCAUUUUAUGCAUUCUUACUGGAAAACCUUUGUUCACAAUAGAGCAAUGUAAACGCGUUGUGUUUCCGUAUGUUGGUGACUGGUGAGAGGAAAUAGACGUGAUGGCACUUCAGCUGCAGCUAGGCAUAUGCUGAAGUAGUCCUAAGUAGAGAUGUCCAUGUAGAUUUUGGUGCCAAUUGAUAACUGUUUUUGUUUAUUUUAAGCAAUAACAUUUACAAUGAAUUCCAAUGCAAUGGAGAAGUUGUGAUCUCUUCCUUCCAUGAUGUAGUCAGAUUGAUGUCAAAUCAAGCAGACUGCCCAAAAAGUGGCCAUCAGUAAGUGUUCCAAAAUACCGUUAAAGCUCUUCUGUUUUUUUUUUCCUGGGGGUAUGGUAACACUGACAGCAUUUUUUAAAUACAGUUCUAUCAUAUAAGUGCCAAUGUUGGGCUCGAUUUGCCCCCACUUCCCUUUAAAAAACCCCACUUCUAAUGAGUAAUAGGGCCACACCUGUGAUUUCUUUAUGCAUAAAUAUAUUGUUUAUUAUAAGGAGUUGUAUGCAGUGUAAAAUCUCCAUCCUUAGUCACCGGCUUUUUUCUAUAAGUAUUUUAUAUUUUGCCUUAGUGUUUUCUUAUACAAUUAAUAAAGCAUACGAAUUAUUGUA